Pyrus x bretschneideri (Chinese white pear) is the source of this 1089-nucleotide messenger RNA. Its product is annotated as peroxiredoxin-2E-2, chloroplastic-like. Gene Ontology annotation, biological process: cell redox homeostasis; cellular response to oxidative stress; hydrogen peroxide catabolic process. NCBI's taxonomy places the organism in Eukaryota, Viridiplantae, Streptophyta, Magnoliopsida, Rosales, Rosaceae. Gene Ontology annotation, cellular component: cytoplasm. Bases 191 to 892 code for a protein of 233 amino acids. The record is from RefSeq and is a predicted model, not a curated record. The transcript has a single exon. Gene Ontology annotation, molecular function: thioredoxin peroxidase activity.
AGGUCCAAUAAAUCCUCUAUCUAUCCGACCCUCUUCACAACCACCUCUCAUUGUUCCCUCCGCUAAAAACCCUUAAACCCAACAAACCCAGCGUACCCAGCAAACCCUGCAUGCCAAAGCAUACCGGUCUCUCUCUCCUCUCUCACUCUCACUCUCACUCUCUCUCUCUCUAAAACUCAAACCACCAAAAAUGGCAGCCUCCCUCACAGUCUCAAGGCUCCUGACCGCCCCCAAGUCCCUCUCUUUCUCCACCACCACCGCCGCCGUACCACCCAAAACGUCUCUCUUCUCACCCAAAUCCUUCUCCUCGAAAAGCUCCUACACCCCUCUCCCCCUCAAACACUCCCCACACCCAAAACCCCUCCUCCGCUUCUCCACCACCGCUGCCAAACCUAUAUCCGCCACCAUCGCAGUCGGCGACAAGCUCCCCGAAGCCACCCUCGCGUACCUCGACGCCGCCGGCGACGUCCAAACCGUGACUGUCUCCGAGCUCACCAAAUCCAAGAAGGCCGUCCUCUUUGCCGUCCCCGGCGCCUUCACCCCGACCUGCUCCCAGAAGCACGUCCCGGGAUUCGUGGAGAAGUCGGGGGAGCUCAAGGCGAAGGGCGUCGAGACCAUCGCCUGCAUUGCGGUCAACGACGUCUUCGUGAUCAAGGCGUGGAAGGAGAAUCUCAACAUCGGCGACGAGGUGCUGCUGCUGUCCGAUGGGAACGGCGAUUUCACGAGGGCGAUUGGGGCGGAGCUCGAUUUGAGCGAUAAGCCGGUGGGGCUGGGCGUCAGGUCCAGAAGGUACUCGCUUUUGGCGGAGGAUGGCGUUGUUAAGGUCUUGAAUUUGGAGGAAGGCGGUGCCUUUACUUCCAGUGGAGCUGAGGACAUUCUCAAAGUGCUCUGAAUUUGCCUCUCGCGGCGGUGCUGACGGUGGUGGUUUGCUUCGUAAGGUUAUGGUUUUUUGUUUUUAAUUUAUGAGUAGAAUACUUUGUUGCGAGCUUGUAGCUCAUAUGGUUAAGAGUAGCUUUGCAACCGAGGUACUGAGUUCGAUUUUCCACCCCUCUAAUCUAAUAAAAUCAGUUGGGUUUUUUUUCUUUCUGA